CAGGAGAUCUGUCAUAGCCACGUGAUGGUAUAUUAUUUGCAGCACAAACCUUUGACACCCACAACCACACAAUCAUUGUACAAAAAGACAGAUAAUGGGGCACUUCCAGAUUUACCUUUUUGUUUUCUUGGGAUUGCUUCUAAUGACCAUUUCUGGAGAGGAAGAUUUAGCUGAAUCAAAAGAGUGUGAGGAUGCUCCCUUCAUUCCAGGAUACAAUCUUGCUGGAGAAGGAUUUGAUGUUGUGACCAUGGAGAGAAAAGGUACUUAUGUGAUCAACACAGAAAAAUGGGAUUUAGGAAACGGCACUUGUAACUUGCGCAAAAACAAGUACAUGAAUGGAAUAAAACAGAAGCUACCGGCAGCAGUUGUAGACUGGAGGACCUUGCCAAAGUGUUCGAUGAAAGUCUCCAGUCAGAUCUUUGAAUCAAGUGAAGCAGUGGUCAAUGAUUCUUCAUCAGCACUCUCAGUCAGCUGGAAAGUUGGUAUAAAUGUAAAGGCUGUUGGAGCUGCAGUUGGAAGCACUCAUUCCAGGGAAGCAAAAUUUGCAAUGAAAAAAUCAAAAGAGGACAAAUACAGUUUUACCAAACAUGAAGUUGGAUGCAAUUUUUACAGAUAUUCUGUAGCUGCAAAGCCUCCUCUUCAUGCAGAGUUUCUUGAAGCAAUCAAAUCACUCCCUGCAUCCUAUGAUCCAGAUGCCUACUACAACCUGAUCACCACAUAUGGCACUCACUAUACCACAAAUGUCAAAUUAGGAGGAAAAAUGAAAGCCAUAACAGCCAUCAAAAGCUGUCAGGCAGCAGUGAGUGGACUUACAGACACUGCAGUGAAAGACUGUUUGGAUGUUGAAGCCUCUGGUUCAUACAGUGUAGCAACUUUGAAGGCAGAGACACAUUUUUGUAAAGAAAAGAAAAAGAAGAUGGGCACAAAUGAAAAGUUCAGCUCCAUGUUUAAUGAGCGCCAGACAGAGAUUGUAGGAGGAAACAUAAAUGGAGAAGAUCUGCUUUUCUCUGGUUCAUCACACCCAAAUUCCUUUAAAAAAUGGCUUGAGUCUUUGAAAAGUCUUCCUGACAUUGUGCAUUAUUCUCUGAAACCCCUCCAUUUCUUACUGAGUACUAAACACCCUGCAAGGAAAGGACUGAAGAAAGCUGUUGAAGAAUACAUCAUUCAAAAUGCCCUCAUGAACAUUUGCUCUGAGCCUUGCAAUAUUGGCAGGAAGUGCAGUGCAAAAGACCGAUGUGCUUGUGUUUGUGAAAGUAGUCAAAUUAUUAAGUCUAACUGCUGUCCAACAGCAAAAGGACUUGCCACCCUGAAAGUCUACAAUCUCAAAGCCAAAGGUCUGUAUGGAGAUGUACAUACUGAAACAGAUGGCACUGUAACUGUUACAUAUGACUCACAAAUAAAGCGCACUGAGACCAUUAAUGAUAAUGACAAUCCACAUUGGCCAGAAACAUUUGAGUUUGGUCCUAUUAAGAUCAAAAUGGCCAAUAAACUAACUUUUGAAGUAUAUGAUGCAGACAGCUACUGGAACAGCGAUCCCCUUGGUAAAUGCUCUUUUGAUCUUAGAAGUGGAGUUGUGACUGAUGCUUGUGCUUUUAAAUAUGGUACCUUCUUUUUUACCUAUGAAGUGAAAUGUGCACCUAGUCUGCAGGGCCCACAGUGUAAUGAACACAAACCUUCUCCAAUGGCUGGCCCUCUGGCUGAUAUUUUCAGCUCAAGAAAUGGUGUUCUGGUUAAAGACUUGCCGAGGCUUGAAUUAGCUGUCAAUAACUCUGAUAAGUUCACUUUCAAGAGUACUUAUGAAAAGCUGAUGAUGCUGUGACAUGCAUCUUGAAUUCUUUAUGCAUGAAAAAUAACCUAAUAUAACCUAACAG
Molecule: messenger RNA, 1871 nt
Organism: Labeo rohita (rohu)
Lineage: Eukaryota; Metazoa; Chordata; Actinopteri; Cypriniformes; Cyprinidae
Product: perforin-1
Exons: 3
Coding region: 95-1819 (574 amino acids)
Biological process (GO): immune response
Cellular component (GO): membrane attack complex
Source: RefSeq, a predicted model, not a curated record